Suillus plorans is the source of this 430-nucleotide messenger RNA. RefSeq lists its product as uncharacterized. The record is from RefSeq and is a predicted model, not a curated record. Lineage: Eukaryota; Fungi; Basidiomycota; Agaricomycetes; Boletales; Suillaceae. The transcript is spliced from 2 exons. The coding region runs from base 141 to 386 and encodes 81 amino acids.
GUUAGGUGGCAGAGGGCGGCAGCGUUUGGAGCGGAGUUAUCAGAGGGUUUCGGGAGCAUGAGCUGCGUCGACUCGGCCCAUCGACAGGAUCGACCAUCGGGAACAAUCUCACAUUCUUCACUUUGCAAGGUGAGCUUGUGAUGCGAACGUGGUUAUGUUUUUCUGCUCAAGUUUCGCACACGUUAGCAUUGUUUGUGUCUCCUGCAUCUUGCUGUUCUCUCUGCAGAAAUCGAGAAUUCGAAUUUUAUUGCAGUUUCGACACUCGGAGGUGUUCUUAUUGGUCGUGCAGAUGUUUGUGCCGGGACCACGCCAAACUCGUGGAAAAUUCUGACGCAGAAACUAGCAUGAAUUCGAUUGUUUUCCAGGAGCGUACAUGUAUCAACUAGCAGCUGGUACUGUGUAGGGACAUGCUUGCCGAGUGGUCUCCAGG